CUGUACCAGCUAUUGGUUACUCAGUGGGGAAAAAUGAGUGGAAGGCCCAAGUCGAGAAGGGGUGCCAGGUUCUUUAGAGGUUGUUCAGAAGAAGCCCUCGGUCGAGCGAGUAUUAAUGUUAUGCUCUCAGAGCAUGAAAACCCUGACACAAACUGGGUAAUUCGAUCAUGGAAGAUUACCAUAAGUGUGAUGUUUAUUUUGCUUUUUCUACUUGUAGGACUUCAAAAAUAUGUGUGGCUUGAAGAAACAGAUUUUCCUCAAAAUUCCAGACGAUUACAUGCUGUGAUUGCAGAAUAUGGUUCAAGGCUUUAUAAUUAUCAGGCCAAACUUCGUAUGCCUAAAGAGCAACUGGAAUUUUUAAAGAAGGAAAGCCAAACUUUGGAAAAUAACUUUCGUGAAAUUCUAUUAUUAAUUGAACAAAUAGAUGCUCUGAAGGCAUUACUUAGAGAUAUGAAGGAAGGCAUGCACAAUCACAGCUGGAAUGCCAUUGAGGACCCUGCUGAGGAAGAGAACAAAGAAGAGAUCCUCAGUGAGGAAAUGUCAAACUUGGUAAAUUAUGUACUUAAAAAGUUAAGAGAGGACCAAGUCCAGAUGGCCGAUUAUGCCCUUAAGUCUGCUGGAGCCUCCAUCAUUGAAGCUGGGACCUCUGAAAGUUAUAAAAAUGCUAAAGCAAAACUGUACUGGCAUGGGAUAGGGUUCUUAAAUUAUGAAAUGCCUCCAGAUAUUAUUCUUCAGCCAGAUGUCCAUCCUGGGAAGUGCUGGGCCUUUCCAGGUUCCCAAGGUCAUACCCUAAUCAAGCUGGCCAGGAAGAUCAUCCCAACUGCUGUUACCAUGGACCACAUCUCCGAGAAGAUCUCUCCCUCGGGAAACACCUCCAGUGCACCCAAGGAGUUUUCUGUCUAUGGUAUAUCGAAAGAAUGUGAAGGAGAAGAAAUCUUCCUAGGUCAGUUUAUAUAUAACAAAGGAGGAACCACUGUUCAAACAUUUGAACUCCAGCAUGAAGUGUCUGAAUAUUUAUUAUGUGUGAAACUGAAAAUCCUCAGCAAUUGGGGGCACCCAACAUAUACCUGUUUAUAUCGAUUCAGGGUCCACGGCAAUCCAGGAAAUCACACCUAGAACAGCUGGUGCAGAAAGUCAUGAUUAAAGGUCAAGAAUGUUCAAGUAUUCUUAUUUCCUUAGGUUAUAUAGCUCCCCAAGAUGUCAAAAAUUGGGAGUGGGUGGGAAACCUCAAAGUCAUUCAUACUUGCCAUAAAAAAAUGAAUGGAUUUUACUAAUAAAAAAAUAUGAAAGUAAAUUCAAUCUCUUUGUGAUAGUUUAGCUUUUGAGGAUGAACCAUGUUGUUAGCAUGUUGAAAAGUGAAUCUGUAGAAGAAGAUGGCAGUAUUCUGCAUGUCUCAUAAUAUCAUCUUUGCAUUCAUUUAUUAAUUCAUCCAUUUGAAGCAUGGACGUUCACCAUUAUCACUAUUAUUUACCACUGAUCUGGAGGCACUGGUCAAUGCAAUUAGAUAAGAGAAAGAAAUUAGAGGUUAAAAAUUACUGAGAAGGAAGUCUGACCAUGACUAUUUGCAGAUGAUUUGAUGAAAUCCUUAAAAUGUAAUCAAGUCAAUUGAAAAAACACUUCAAAGAGAAAUUUUGGUAAGUUAGAGAUACAAAAUUAUGACAUAUAAGUCAAUAUUGUUCAUAAAUGCAAACAGCGGCUAGUUACAGGGUUAGAGGGUUUAAUUUACAGGGGCCACAAUGAUAAAAAACAUAAAAUAAAAUAAUAAAUUAAAAUACAUGAAGAAAACUCUAAAACAGCAGUGAAUGACUAAAAGACUUAAAUGAAUGGAAGGUCUUAACUGUAAAGAUGACAAUCUCCCCUAGUUAAUUUAUAAAUUUAACUUGAUCCCAAACAAAACCAAAAAAAAAAAAAUAU
Molecule: messenger RNA, 1914 nt
Organism: Choloepus didactylus (southern two-toed sloth)
Lineage: Eukaryota; Metazoa; Chordata; Mammalia; Pilosa; Megalonychidae
Gene: SUN3
Product: Sad1 and UNC84 domain containing 3
Exons: 10
Coding region: 34-1116 (360 amino acids)
Biological process (GO): nuclear envelope organization
Cellular component (GO): meiotic nuclear membrane microtubule tethering complex; nuclear envelope
Molecular function (GO): protein-membrane adaptor activity
Source: RefSeq, a predicted model, not a curated record